This is a messenger RNA of Scylla paramamosain (green mud crab), 2767 nucleotides long. Its product is annotated as valine--tRNA ligase, mitochondrial-like. Gene Ontology annotation, cellular component: cytosol. Gene Ontology annotation, biological process: valyl-tRNA aminoacylation. Bases 762 to 1235 code for a protein of 157 amino acids. Gene Ontology annotation, molecular function: ATP binding; valine-tRNA ligase activity. The record is from RefSeq and is a predicted model, not a curated record. The transcript has 10 exons. Lineage: Eukaryota; Metazoa; Arthropoda; Malacostraca; Decapoda; Portunidae.
CAACCGGUAGUUGAAAACUCUUUUUUGCUGAUCCAUAAUUUUCCCUGAGUAAGGUCGCAUAAGAUUCAUGUGAAUACCAAAUCCUUCGUCUCCAACAAACACAUAUGGAGUGCAACCUGGUAUAGACUCAGACAAGGGCUUUGGCUUGGGGAUAGGAAGAUCAUUGUUAGCAAUGUCUCUCCAAAGCUGUGUCUCCUUAAACAAUGAUGAAUCACAGUCUUUCCCAGCUCCAACCACUGGUCUGGCAACAUUGAUAUUUUGGACCCACUUUCUGCUGUGUGAACGUUGUUUUUUUCUUUUUAAAUAUAAGUAAUAUAGGUAGAGCAGGUGGUCCUGUGUGUCCAUGAUGAAAGAAUGGAGGCAACUGGCAGGUGGACGGCACAGGCCGUGCCGUUGUGUCAACGGCGCCCGCCGUCGACACCACGGCGCUCUCUCUGGAAUGCACGGCGCUGGGUCCUAGACGGCGGACGGCGUAAAGUCGAUACGUCUGAAAGGGGCCUAACGCCACGGCCUCCAUCUUCCCCGCCGUUAACACCGCAGCAUCCAGCUAAGGUGCAGUAAAGGUCACGCCAGGACACAGCCACGAGGACUGUCAGGUCAGGGAGAGAUACAGCAUUCCAUUCCUCUCCAUUCUUGACAGCAGUGGAAAGGUCACCAAUAUUGUGCCAGAGUUUGAGGGUUUGCUGAGGUUUGAGGCGCGGGGGGCAGUGCCGUCGGCCCUGUCGGCAUUGGGGCUGUACAGAGGGUGCCACGCCCACCCCAUGACGGUGCCUCGCUGUAGCAGGACGCAGGAUGUCAUUGAGCCCGUGCUGAGGCCCCAGUGGUUCGCUUGGUGCAAGGAGUUGGCACAGGAGGCGUCCGAGGCUGUGCAGAGCGGCCGUCUGAACCUGGUGCCACAGCUGCACAGGAGGGCUUGGCAUAGCUGGCUGGACAACAUCACAGACUGGUGUGUCUCCCAGCAGCUCUGGUGGGGCCACAGAAUCCCAGUGUACCACAUCACUGCAGCAGACGGCUGGGAGGUGUGGGUGGCGGCUGCUUGGAGGAGGAUGCAAGGCGGAAGGCUGUGGAGAAGGAAGGCACACCCUUGGCCUCCUUGUCCACCCAGCAGGAGGAAGAUGUUCUGGACACCUGGUUCUCCUCUGGCCUGUUUCCCUUUGCCUCGCUGGGCUGGCCGGGUCAGGGGAGGGGAGAGACCAUGCCUGACCUUGCUCGCUUCUACCCAACGACCUUGGUGAAGACGGGUCACGACAUCCUCUUCUGGGUGGCUCAGGUGGUCAUGCUGGGACUCAACUUGACAGGGAGGCUUCUCUUUAAGACUGUGCUGCUGCAUGGCCUCCUGUGUGAUGGUGGCGGCCACAAGAUGUCCAAGUCCUGGGGCAGUGUGAUAGACCCCCUGGAUGUCAUCAAUGGGGCGUCCCUGGAGGUACUGUGCGAGAGGGUGGAGGGGAGCCUGAAUGCAUAAGAGGUACUCACUGGUAUCAGGAUGAACUCCCCUACAGGCAUCCCAGAGUGUGGAGCUGAUGCCCUUCGGUUCACUCUGUGCUCCACCAACUUCAAGAGUCACUGUGGCAUAGAUAGAUGAACGUGUAUGACUGUGGUGCUUCAAGUCUUGUGUGGAGUUACCAGGUGGUAACAUGGAGAGCAAGUGGAAGAAACCUUGGGAGACUUCCAUGACUCAGGAACAAGCACACCUCACUGGGAGCCUUGUGACUGACAGGUGGUUCAGAUGUCAAAACCCCUCAGGAAGCAAACAGCUCAUGCAGGGAAACCACAGAAUGCCUAACUUCUGAUCUGAAGAAGAAUGAAACAAGAAUGAAGAAAUGAAGAAGGAAAUAUAAAAAUAGAAAGAAUGAAUGAGGGAAGAAGAUGAUAAACACGACAGCAGGUAGCAAGAAGGUAUCACCACCCUGAUAGAGAAGAGGCGAGACGUGGCCACCGAGAAGAACAACAAGGUGCGGUGAGUCAUCACAACACUAACAGGGCCGGAGAUUAGCACAAGAUUACAAGAAAAGGUACUCAGGAGGCCAUCAAUGAAUUAGUAUGCGAGGGAAGCAGAGGUCACCAGGAGCAGAUGAUGUGGACAACACGGACAGCCGGCACACCAUAGGAACCGCCGCCUUCUUUUUCCUGAUUAGAAGAUGCGAUUACCAAAGCUACUCAGGAAUGAAUCUUAUUGAAAGUUAAGAGAAAAUAAACUGUCUGAUCGAAGUAUGGGAAGAAAAAUAGAGUUACUUGAAAGUGGACCUUGCGGAAAGUAUAGGAAAAUGAACCAUAUGAUCAAAGUUUGAGAAAAUUAAUAUACCUACUUGAAAAUUAACCUUAUUGAACGUUACAGGAAAAUGAACCGUAUGAUCGAAUUACUGGAAAAUAAAUGUUAUAGCAACGGGAGCCUUGUUGGGACAAAAGGUCGCUAUAACAUCACGUGUAUAUUACAAGGUGUAGGAGACGGGAAUAGACAGAAGCAGACAGAGAGACAAGCUACACCAGAGAGGGUCAAGAUGGGCAAGGUCCCUGUCACAGUGCCAGAGCAAGGAGGCGGAGUGGGACGCGCGUUGUGGCACCAACACAGAGGCAGGCAGCCUGAAGCAAGGGCAGUAACACAGAGGCAGGCAGCCUGAAGGAAGGCCAGCAACACAGAGGCAGGCAGCCUGAAGGAAGGCCAGCAACACAGAGGCAGGCAGCCUGAAGGAAGGCCAGCAACACAGAGGCAGGCAGCCUGAAGGAAGGCCAGCAACACAGAGGCAGGCAGCCUGAAGGAAGGCCAGCA